Episyrphus balteatus (marmalade hoverfly) is the source of this 1587-nucleotide messenger RNA. It is a transcript of the gene Hel25E, whose product is annotated as ATP-dependent RNA helicase WM6. Gene Ontology annotation, biological process: mRNA export from nucleus; mRNA splicing, via spliceosome. NCBI's taxonomy places the organism in Eukaryota, Metazoa, Arthropoda, Insecta, Diptera, Syrphidae. Gene Ontology annotation, molecular function: ATP binding; RNA binding; RNA helicase activity. The record is from RefSeq and is a predicted model, not a curated record. The coding region runs from base 185 to 1456 and encodes 423 amino acids. The transcript has 9 exons.
UUGACUUGACGCGCCAUUUGCCAGGGUCUGUUUCCAUUCAUAUUCAUUUUCAGACUCCAACUCCAAGAAAUUUCGAUUUUCGGUUUUGGUUUUUGUGCAAUUUUGUCUGAAAUCAAAAUAAAUUUCAAUUAUAUCAUUUUAAAAUAUUAAAAGUUAAUAAUACAAAAAAAAAAAAAUAUCAACAAUGGCAGACAAUGACGAUCUCUUAGAUUAUGAAGAUGAAGAACAAACAGAAACCACCGUUGCCGAGACUGUUGAAGCACCAAAGAAAGAUGUAAAAGGUACUUACGUAUCGAUUCACAGCUCCGGUUUCCGCGAUUUCUUGCUCAAGCCCGAAAUUUUGCGUGCUAUUGUUGAUUGUGGUUUUGAACAUCCAUCGGAAGUUCAACACGAAUGCAUUCCCCAAGCAGUUUUAGGUAUGGACAUUUUAUGUCAAGCGAAGUCAGGUAUGGGAAAGACAGCUGUAUUCGUUUUGGCCACUCUUCAACAAUUGGAACCAACUGAAAAUGUUGUGUACGUUUUGGUUAUGUGCCACACUCGUGAACUUGCAUUCCAAAUUAGCAAAGAAUACGAACGUUUCUCCAAAUAUAUGCCAUCUGUUAAGGUUGGUGUUUUCUUUGGCGGCUUAUCUAUUCAAAAAGACGAAGACAACUUAAAGAAUGUCACACCACACAUUGUCGUAGGGACACCGGGAAGAAUUCUAGCUCUUAUCCGUAGCAAAAAGCUCAACUUAAAACAUCUCAAGCAUUUCAUCCUUGAUGAAUGCGAUAAAAUGUUGGAACAGCUUGAUAUGCGGCGCGACGUACAGGAAAUCUUCCGCAGCACUCCACACGGAAAACAAGUCAUGAUGUUUUCUGCAACACUAAGCAAAGACAUUCGUCCAGUCUGCAAGAAGUUUAUGCAAGAUCCCAUGGAAGUUUAUGUCGACGAUGAAGCCAAACUCACUUUGCAUGGUUUGCAACAGCAUUAUGUUAAAUUGAAGGAAAAUGAGAAGAACAAAAAACUUUUUGAGUUGCUCGAUGUUCUUGAGUUCAAUCAGGUGGUUAUAUUUUUAAAAUCCGUUCAACGUUGCAUGGCAUUGGCACAACUACUGACAGAACAGAAUUUCCCAGCAAUUGGUAUUCACCGUGGUAUGAAUCAAGAGGAACGUUUGUCGCGUUAUCAACAAUUUAAGGACUUCCAAAAGAGAAUUUUGGUAGCAACUAAUCUGUUCGGACGAGGUAUGGAUAUUGAACGUGUGAAUAUUGUUUUCAAUUAUGACAUGCCAGAGGAUUCUGACACUUACUUGCAUCGUGUGGCACGUGCUGGACGUUUCGGUACAAAAGGUUUAGCCAUCACAUUUGUGUCUGACGAAGCAGAUGCUAAAAUUUUAAACGAGGUCCAAGAUCGUUUUGAUGUGAAUAUUACUGAAUUGCCUGACGAAAUUGAUCUAUCAUCUUACAUCGAGGGAAGAUAAACACUUCUUAUAAACAACAAUCGCUUCUAACAAUUCCUGUAUUUUUUAGAACUUUUGUUCUAUUGAAGUAUAACAGGAAAGAAAAAGUAAAAUAAAAAAGAAGAUACAAAAUAAAGUUAAUUAAAAUAUAA